AUGUUUGAGAAGAGAAAGGCCUCUAAUGGAUAUGAAGACCGGCCAUUCAAAAAACAGGCACCAGUGGCAUCUGACAGUGAACUGGACGAAUAUGUCGAAGAGGAGGAAAUCAACCACCAAGUCUUCGAUGUGGCUGCAGGAAACAACACCGCGUGGAGUGAAACAAUUACCAAGGUCAUAAAGAGUGUUGUGUCUGUGCAUUUUUCUAACAUCACCAACUUCGACACCGAAGUUUGCCUCACCAGUGAAGCCACAGGAUUUGUUGUUGACGCUACGCGAGGUAUCAUUCUUACAAAUCGCCAUGUCGUUGGGCCAGGCCCGUUCUGUGGAUAUGCUGUAUUUGACAACCACGAAGAAGCCGUCGUCAAACCGAUUUAUAGAGAUCCUAUUCAUGACUUUGGUUUCUUGCAGUUCAACCCAGCCGAAAUCAAGCACAUGGUGGUUUCGGAGCUCGAGUUGAGACCAGACUUGGCAAAAGUAGGUACCGAAAUUAGAGUUGUUGGUAAUGAUGCGGGUGAAAAGUUGUCGAUUUUGGCUGGAUUCAUUUCCCGCUUGGACAGAAACGCCCCAUUUUACGGAUCCAUGACCUAUAACGAUUUUAACACAGAAUAUAUUCAGGCUGCCGCUAGUGCAUCUGGAGGGUCGUCGGGAUCGCCGGUCGUGAACGAAAGCGGACAAGCUGUGGCUUUGCAAGCGGGUGGCUCAACUGAGGCAUCCACUGAUUUCUUUCUCCCGGUGUACAGACCACUCAGAGCCUUAAAGUGCAUUCAGGAAGGCAUUCCUGUGACACGAGGUGACAUUCAGGUGGAGUGGUUGUUCCGUCCAUUUGACGAGUGUCGCAGAUUAGGAUUGACGCCCGAGUCUGAAGCUCGCGCCAGGGAACUUUUCCCCGACAAGUCGGGGCUUUUGGUGUGUGACAUUGUUUUACCCGAAGGUCCAGCAGAUGGUUUCAUCAAAGAAGGUGACACUUUGAUCUCCAUUAACGGGGAGCACAUCUCCACAUUCAUCAAGGUGGACGUAAUCUUGGAUGACAAUGUUGGAAAAGAGUUGGAGUUUGUGAUCCAGCGUGGUGGAAACGAAUUGAAGCAGAAAAUUACUAUUGGUGACUUACACGCAAUUACCCCAAACCGAUUUGUUGAUAUUGCAGGUGCGUCUUUCAACGACCUCUCCUAUCAACUUGCCAGAUGUUAUUGUAUUCCUGUCAAAGGUGUCUAUGUCAACGAUGCAUCUGGCACGUUUGACUUCAAUGGACUGGAUAACACUGGAUGGGUUCUUGACAAAAUUAACGACAAGCCUACGCCAGACUUGGACACUUUCAUAGAAGUGAUGAAAGCCAUUCCAGAUCGUGAAAAAGUUGCGGCGUCUUUCCGUCAUUUGUCAGAUUUGCACACCAAAAAUAACAUGGUUCUCUACUUGGAUAGACACUGGCAAUCAGAAUUCCGGGUUGCCACCAGAAACGAUGUUACGGGUCUUUGGGACUUCAAGUCUUUGCAAGAUAAACCGUUACCUCCUACUGAAAUGGCUCCUCAAAAGACCAGGUUUGUUGACAUUCCAGUGUCAGGCGAUGAUAGAGCUGCUUGUUCUAAACUUUCAAGAUCGUUUGUGCAAAUUAGAUCUUUCUGUCCGAUUGCAAUUGACGGCUACCCAUUCAGAAAGAGCGUGGGGCACGGAGUGGUGAUAGAUGCUGAGAAUGGAUAUGUGUUAGUUUCUCGUCGUUUUGUUCCCCAUGACGUUUGUGACAUCUAUCUCAUUUUUGCAGACUCUGUUGAUAUCCCUGGAAAGGUUGUGUUCUUGCACCCAAACUUGAAUUAUGCUAUUGUCAAAUACGAUACCUCAUUGGUGAAGGCUGAUAUUCAAAGCCCAAAGAUCGCCUCUGCGUCUUUGAAGAGAGGUGAGAAGUCCCUUUUCAUUGGGUACAACUAUAGACAUCGAAUUGUCACUGAUGACGUCAGUGCAAGUUCUGUAUCUGCGCUUAACAUAAUGUCAAGCAACAUCAACCCUAGAUACAGGGCUACAAACUUAGAAGUUGUUUUGCUUGAUAGUAAAAUUGCGCAGGAAUGUGACACGGGUAUCCUUGUUGAUAACGAUGGAACUUUGAGGGCCUUCUGGCUUACUUUCCUUGGCGACCAGGCUGAUAGAUCGACCAACGUUCAGUACAGGGUUGCUUUGGACGUUGUUGAUAUCAAGAGUGUUAUCGACCUGCUCAAGCAAAAUGAUCUCCCCCGCUCUUUACGUAUCUUGGAUGCCGAAUUCGCUACCAUUACUGUCUUUUUAGCCAGAGCAAGAGGUGUUCCUCAGGAAUGGAUUGAAAGAUUUGAGCAAGAAUGUCCAGAUGAAGUCAAGUUGUUAUCAGCCUUGAGAAUCUCGGCUCGCCGCUCGGACAAGGAAAUUUCUCCAUUGAAAUUCUCAGACAUCUUGCUUACUGUGAAUGAUAAAUUGGUCACUGGUAUGAGAGACUUGAGACCCAUGUACAACAACAAGGAGUUGAAGUUUAAAAUUGUCAGAGAGAUGCAAGUUAUGGAUAUUGUUGUGCCUACAGUUGAGACGGACAGUAUUAAUACCUCAAGAAUCUUGUUCUGGUGUGGUGCCCUUCUUCAUGAACCUCAUCAUGGCGUGCGCCAACUCAUGGAAAAUAUUCCAUCUCGUGUCUAUGUCUCGAGAAAAAGCUCUGGUGGUCCUAUGGCGCAGUACGGAAUUCUGACAAGUGUUUUUAUCACGCACGUGAAUGACGUGGAAACUGAAGACUUGGAGACAUUUGCUAGAGUCACCAGCUCAAUUCCAGAUAACACAUAUGUCAAAUUGCGUCUCGUUUCUUACGACCAUGUCCCAGGAGCUGUUUCUAUGAAAACUAACUACCAUUACUUCCCCACCCAAGAGUUGAGAGUGGAUGACAAAACCGGUGAGUGGAUUGAGAUAGAACAUAAAUGA
Messenger RNA from Metschnikowia bicuspidata var. bicuspidata NRRL YB-4993, 2928 nucleotides. It is a transcript of the gene NMA111, whose product is annotated as Nma111p. The transcript has a single exon. NCBI's taxonomy places the organism in Eukaryota, Fungi, Ascomycota, Pichiomycetes, Serinales, Metschnikowiaceae. The record is from RefSeq and is a predicted model, not a curated record. Bases 1 to 2928 code for a protein of 975 amino acids. Gene Ontology annotation, molecular function: serine-type endopeptidase activity; protein binding. Gene Ontology annotation, biological process: proteolysis.